UAUAUUUGCCUUUUGUUUUGGUUGAUAGAAAAUAAUUAUCAAGAAUAUCAGUAUGCUAAUUUUCUUUAUUGGGCUGGACCCCUUCUUAACAUUCACAGACACUUGCCAAUGUUGGGCUGUUGCACCAAACAAACCCCAAUAUUUGGGAUCAUCAUCAGUGUGUUAAUUUUCUUCACUCGCUACUACAUUCUCCACCGUUGAUUUGUCCGUCGCCGGUGUCAGAUGAUAUCAGGUUUGAUUGACGAGCCUCCCAUCUAUAUAUAUACAAACAAACACGCCUGUGUAUCUAUAUACAUAUAUAUUCGAUUAUAAUCUGAAAUUUUUAAGGGUCCUCUAGGUGUUUGUUAAAAUGUCUAACCCAAAAAUUCGAUACCUCCCUUUUUUGGAACAAGUAUUCUGUUUUGAAUUAGUGUUUAGUAUGUAAUACCCACUCUAGAACGAGUGUUUGCAUUGCAAUCAAGCUUUGAGCUUUGUCAUGUGUUGAUAAAAUCUGUUCAUUUUUGGGGAGAUAGUCAGUAAUGGGAACAAAGACAAUGAUCAAAUGGCCGAAACAAAUCACAGUAACUCUAGUCGAGCAGCUGAUUCGAGCAGAAAAAGACUUACAGAAAGCAAUUGUCAUAUUUGAUGCUGCAACAGGGGAGUACACUAAUGGGUUUCAGCAUGAUCACAGCACUUUUGGUGUCAUGAUUUCCAGAUUCGUCUCUGCUAACCAAUUCAGAGCAGCCGAGGAUUUGCUGAAUAGGAUGAAGAAUGAAAAAUGUAGCAUUACGGAGGAUAUAUUUCUUUCAAUCUGUAGAGGGUAUGGUCGGGUUCACAGACCGCUAGAGGCGAUUAGAAUUUUCCAAAAGAUGAAGGAAUAUGAAAGUCAACCGACCCAGAAAUCUUACAUUACUGUCUUUGCGAUUCUUGUUGGCGAAAACCAGUUAAAGAUGGCUUUAAGGUUUUAUCGGUAUAUGAGAGAAAUGGGUAUUCCUCCAAGUGUUGCUUCACUCAAUGUUUUGAUUAAAGCCCUUUGCAAGAACAAUGGUACGAUGGAUGCUGCUCUUCGGAUUUUUCGCGAGAUGCCUAAUCGUGGGUGUAUUCCAGAUUCAUACACAUAUGGUACUUUGAUUAAUGGGUUGUGUAGGUUUGGGAAGAUUGUUGAGGCAAAGGAGCUUUUCACGGAGAUGGAUACUAAAGGUUGUUCACCUACUGUUGUUACAUACACUUCACUGAUUCAUGGGUUAUGCCAAUCAAAUAAUUUGGAUGAGGCUAUGGGAAUGCUUGAUGAGAUGAAGAGAAAAGGUAUUGAGCCCAAUGUGUUUACUUACAGCUCUCUCAUGGACGGACUUGGCAAGGGUGGACGUACUUCACAAGCCAUGGAACUAUUGGAAAUAAUGGUUAGCAAACGACAUAAGCCCAACAUGAUAACAUACAGUACUUUAAUUCACGGACUCUGUAAAGAGGGAAAGCUUCGAGAAGCUUUGGAGAUUCUUGAUAGGAUGAAACUCCAGGGAUUGAAACCAGACGCGGGAUUGUACUGGAAAAUCAUAAAUGGGUUUUGUGAUAUUCACAAGUUCAAGGAAGCUGCAAACUUCCUUGAUGAGAUGGUUCUUGAGGGGAUUUCACCAAAUCGAGUAACAUGGAGCCUUCAUGUUAAAAUUCACAACGCUGUAGUCCAAGGCCUUUUAAUUGAAAAUGACCCAAAUCGAGCUUUUCACUUGUAUCUAAGUAUGCGCGCUAGGGGACUUUCUGUUGAGGCCAAAACUUUUGAAUCUCUUGUUGAUUGUUUCUGUAAGAAAGGAGAUAUACAUAAAGCUGCUCGGAUUGUUGACGAAAUGGUUCUUGAUGGAUGUAUCCCCAACGAGGGAACAUGGAUUGCCAUGGUAAGUGGAUUUUGGGAUCGAAGGAAGGUGAGGGAAGCUGCUAAGUUGGUACAUAUUGAACUGAUGGACGCAUUUUUUGGGGCUGGAAUAUAAACCUUCGACCGAGUUUUAGCAUCAGUAAUUACCAUGGGUUCUAAGUGAUCCACAAAAAGAGAGCAAUAUAUGAUCAGUAUGAUGAAGAAGUUCUCAAAGGCCAAGUGCCACCACCCAAUGUCGGAGGACUCGGUGGUCACGGCAGCACAACAUUCUUCCAAACGGGAGAUGGUCCAACAGUGUUUAGAUUUAAUCAUCGAAACGCAAAUGACAUUUUUGCCGAGUUUUUUGGGAAUUCAAGCCCAUUUGGAGGAAUGAGAGGUGUUGGUGGCAUGAGAGGAGGUUCAAGGUUUGGUGGUGGUGGUGGAAUGUUUGGAGAUGACAUUUUUACUUCAUUUGGGGAUGGCAGAACGAUGAGUUCUGCCCCUUGGAAGCUGGCUCUGAUUGAAAAUACAUUGCCUUGUAGCCUUGAAGAACUAUAUAAGGGGACAACAAAGAAGAUGAAAAUUUCAAGGGAAAUUACAGAUGCCAGUGGGCAAAUAGUUGUGUUCAUCAUUGUGAUUUUUUUCUCUAUGUUUGGUGUUAACUGAUUUGCUUUUAAUCAUUUAAGUGAUGUUGAUUCAAUUACCGGUUUUAACUAUUUGAAGGAAGGAACAACUUUGAUAAUCACUCAUGUUAUUUAGUAUAUUUUUGGAAUUGUUUAUUUGAAUAGGUUUACUAUUAUUUGCUUUU
Messenger RNA from Camellia sinensis, 2630 nucleotides. Its product is annotated as Pentatricopeptide repeat (PPR) superfamily protein. The record is from RefSeq and is a predicted model, not a curated record. Gene Ontology annotation, molecular function: protein binding. NCBI's taxonomy places the organism in Eukaryota, Viridiplantae, Streptophyta, Magnoliopsida, Ericales, Theaceae.